This is a messenger RNA of Coturnix japonica (Japanese quail), 1756 nucleotides long. NCBI's taxonomy places the organism in Eukaryota, Metazoa, Chordata, Aves, Galliformes, Phasianidae. The record is from RefSeq and is a predicted model, not a curated record.
CCCACCCACCCCUUCUAAACGACCAUCCAUUCCUAAGGACUCACCUCUAGGGUUCAUGCUAAUUGCCUGGACGCACUAUCCAGGAACAAGAAAUAAAGAUAAAGCAAAGAUGAUUUAUUAUUGUAUAGAAAUUUGGAGCGGACAACAAAUUGGCCCGGCAGUAUGGUGGCCUAAGUAUGGUUCUAAUGAAGAUUGGGUACAACAGCAAUUAAAUUUUUGGGUAAACUCCAAAACCCCUUUCAAUCAAGAAGAAAGUGACUAUGCAGCAGUAUGGGUCACUCGCCCAGAGGGUUUAGGAGUCCCCAUUUUUAAUUUGACACGAAAAGAAAAAGAUGUCGAAAAACGUAAACCUCGAAGGGAAGAGGAGGCCUUAGUGGGACCCCCACCAUAUGCUGUACCACCAGCAAUUCCCCUACCUUCUCCUCCUCAGUUGGAUCAUGGGCAGAUGGAUUCGAGAGAGGGAGAAGUACAAAAGAUAGAAGGGGGAGGGCCUGUGACACGGGCAAAGGCACGACAAAAUAACCUCUACCCUUUAAGAGAAAUGCCCAUGGGAGGUCCACAACCUCAGAUGGGGUUUAUAUCAGUGCCCUUAAAUUCAGGGGAUGUUAGAGAUUUUAAGAAGGAAAUGGGUAAUAUACUAGAAGAUCCCCUGGGGGUGGCAGACAGAGUAGAUCAGUUCUUAGGGCCAAAUGUUUAUACCUGGGAGGAACUACAAUCUAUUCUAAGUAUACUGUUCACAGCAGAAGAGAGAGGUAUGAUUAGGCGUGCAGGGAUGCGCAUUUGGGAUGCUCAACAUGCCCACGGGCCCGCUGCGGAUAUUAAAUGGCCCUUACAGAAUCCGCAAUGGGACCAUCAAAAUCAACAUCAUAGGACUCACAUGCAGGACCUGCGAACUAUCAUUAUCCAGGGCAUUAGGGAGGCAGUCCCAAGAGGUCAGAAUAUAAAUAAAGCUUUUAAUGAAAGACAAAAGAAGGAGGAAACACCCACUGAAUGGCUAGAAAGGUUACGCAAGAAUUUACAACUAUAUUCAGGAUUGGAUCCCGAUACACCGAUAGGCCAGGCUCUGCUCAAAACACAGUUCGUAGCUAAGGCUUGGGAAGAUAUCCGCAAGAAACUAGAAAAGAUAGAAAAUUGGCAGGAUCGGGGGCUUGAUGAACUUUUGAGGGAAGCUCAGAAGGUAUAUGUAAGAAGGGAGGAAGAAAGACAUAAUAGGCAGGUUAGGAUGAUGGUAGCAGCGGUCAGAGAAAGUAGGGAAUUGGAAAGGAAAAUGGGGGGAUGGACGCAAAAUCGAAUUCCAGGACAGCAAAAAUUUAGGAAGCCUGAAAACAGGGAGGAGGAGAGAACUAACAGAAAACAGCAAUUAAGGUGGACUGUACUCCCCCAAGGCUUCACAGAAUCCCCUAAUUUGUUUGGGCAAGCCCUAGAACAGAUCCUGCAAGAGUAUCAGCUAGAUCCUGAUACCAAAUUAAUACAGUAUGUAGAUGAUCUAUUAAUUGCUGGAGAGGAUGAGGGAAAGGUUCGGAAAGAAAGUAUUAAAUUGCUGAACUUUUUGGGACUGAAAGGACUUAAAGUAUCAAAAAGGAAAUUGCAAUUUGUGGAAGAGGAGGUUAGAUAUCUAGGGCAUUACCUGAGUAAAGGAGAAAAGAAGAUAGAUCCUGAAAGGAUACAAAGGAAUAUUGUCCCUGAAGUCGCCAAAACAAUAGAGACAAAUAAGACAAUUGCUGGGAUAGUGGGAUAUUGUAGACAAUGGGAUUGA